This is a messenger RNA of Paramuricea clavata, 459 nucleotides long. NCBI's taxonomy places the organism in Eukaryota, Metazoa, Cnidaria, Anthozoa, Malacalcyonacea, Plexauridae. The record is from the annotation of a GenBank genome assembly.
AUGAACUCUGUCAAUGCAAUCAUAGACUCCACUAACGCAAUUAUUGAGUCCAUGAGUGCUAUUCUGAUACCUUCAGAUCCCGAGAGUGGCUGUGUACCUUAUGAUCUUGGAUUUGAAACAUUUCUCCAAGAGUUUUCCGUAAUUUUAAAAGAGAAGAACAAGACUAUUACAAAUCUUCAGGAGAAGUUAAUUCAAGUCGAAAACGAACGUGAUUUAUUGAAAUUUGCAUCUCAAAAUCUGGACAAAAACACACCGGCCAAAUCUAUAAUUAAUGAGCCCCUUAAACAAAAAAGCAAUCAAAGCAACGGAAAUGCUAAUUUAGACAUAAAUAUACAAAGUGCCGACUUAAACAAAGAAAACAACAGAUCAUUGUACAUCUCCUUGCCUGUAACACCUCCCAAUGGUGUGCUUUUAAAAUCAGUCAAGAAACCACAACAAGGUUUCCGAAAUCCUGAUUAA